AUGACUAUACGUGACAGUAUUGAGACCCAUUUUGUAGGUCCUAAGUUAGAGAUUCAGAAUUGGUCGAUUUCGGAUUGGGUACUGGUAUCGAAGAGAAUACUCAUAUUGGGCAGUUAUGCCGUAUUGCAUACGAUUGUUAAGAUUUUACAAAAACUUUUACAACUACUCGUGAAUAAUCCUAUCAUAGGUUUCAUACUGGUAAUCAAUGGCUCGCUGUGGAGACUGGUACCCAUCGUUGGCAGAUACGCUGGACGUAUUUUACCCAAAAUAAUUUCUUAUGUUAAAGAAACAUUGAUACCAUCAUUGGGUAAAUUUAUUCAAUUAAUACAGCUUUCAUUUCAACUCCACAUCGUCCAGAUGACUCUAAAAAAUAAGAAAAAUAUACAGAUCUUCAUUACCGCUGAAAGUGAUGAUUUGGAAUUAUUUGAUAGUGAAGAAAAUCUAAAAACUACUCUACUGCUGUCAAAUCAUAGAUCUAUCAACGAUUACCUGUUGAUUAACUAUUUGGUUCAGAGUUGUAGCCCGAACACAGCGGGUCAUUUUAGGAAAAGACAUCUGUUAAAACAGUUUUGGGAAAGAAACCAGCUACCAAUACCGCCUUUGAAUUUUAUUAGCUGGGGUAAAAUUUGCAACUUUCCUCACAUUUCGUUUGUGAAGAAUAUCCUUACACAGGAUGAAAACACAUUUGUCCCCCCAAGAAAGAUAAAAGAACAUCUGAAGGCAAAUGGUAAUCAAAUUCUAGCCAUUUUCCCGGAAGUUAAUAUUAUGACAACAGAAUUGGCCAUUGUACAAAGGAAACUAAAUCAAGAUUAUCCAUUUGUGACCCGUUUCUAUAACGUAUUGUAUCCAAGAUUCAGAAAUUUUAUUAGUCUAAUAAAAUGUUUUGCGAAUAUUAAUCAUGUUAAAAGACGCCAACACAAUACUCUAUUUGAUCAUGCCAAAUUUUUCUUCGAAAAUGGGAUGGAUAAAUUGAUUUAUAAAACGUCAGCACAUGGAAAGCAGCGUGAUGCUGGUCAGGAACAAGCCAACGCAGCCAUGAUUGUCGGUCUACCAAAUUCACUAGACCAUGUAGAAAUGACGCUAAGUGACGAAAGCCCCAAACAGGAGCCUGCAGAAGGAUUCAGCAACACUGACGAACAGAAGGAAAGCGUCAGCAUAAACCCCUACCUUUACGAUUUAACGAUAGUUUAUUACAGACCAAAAUAUACCAGUACAGGUCAUGAUCAUGUACACGGUCGAAUUAAAAUUCAUAAUGGCUACCAAUUGGAACAAGUGAAUCCCUCGCUGUUGGAAAUGCUUAAACCUGAAGGAAAAUCCCUUUCAAGUUCUGAUGCCAAUUUGAGCAUUUUACCGCCAAUUGUAGUUAUGGUUCACAUUAAGAAGCAUGAAUUAGAUCCAUUACUACCAACGAAAGGGAGAAAUUUAGAAAAGUGGCUUGAAGUUCAAUGGUACGAAAAGGAUAAGUUAAUCGAUUCCAUUGAAAAUGGAAUUAGAAUUAAAUAA
Messenger RNA from Zygosaccharomyces rouxii, 1503 nucleotides. RefSeq names its product Mum3p (gene MUM3). The transcript has a single exon. Gene Ontology annotation, molecular function: acyltransferase activity. Bases 1 to 1503 code for a protein of 500 amino acids. Lineage: Eukaryota; Fungi; Ascomycota; Saccharomycetes; Saccharomycetales; Saccharomycetaceae. Gene Ontology annotation, cellular component: endomembrane system. The record is from RefSeq and is a predicted model, not a curated record.